Molecule: messenger RNA, 1431 nt
Organism: Danaus chrysippus (African queen)
Lineage: Eukaryota; Metazoa; Arthropoda; Insecta; Lepidoptera; Nymphalidae
Source: the annotation of a GenBank genome assembly
AUGAAGCUGGAAUGGACUGAAAGUGAGUCCGAUUAUGGACUAGAAGAAGCUGCAUUCUACGAAGCACCGGCUAAUUUAGCUCCUCCACCACGAAAACAUGUUUCAUUCAGCUUACGACUUGAUCUGUGCGAUGAAGGCGGCGGCGCUUCAGAGAAUAUUAAGACAGAGCCUCCAGAGCCUGAAGAACCUCGAGCCAUGCAGAAGGUGCCUUCACUCUCCGACCUCACAGACCCUGAGGCAUCACUCGACAUCCCGUCACAGGUGCCGCCGCUCACGCCCGGCACCAACAAGAAGAUGGCUGAGGCCUUGAAAGCCACCUUCGCCUCCUGGGAGAAGGAACAGUUACGCCUCGGGGUGCCCAAAGACCCUCGUCAAUGGAGUGAGGCGGCUGUCACUGCGUGGCUUCGUUGGGCGGCUCGUGAAUUCUCCCUGGAAGGCGUUGCUCUACAGCAAUUCGCGCGUGCUCAGGGCAAGGAUAUAUGCGCGAUGGGAAGGGAAGAAUUCGUCGCCAGAGCACCCGCUUUCAUGGGCGAUAUACUUUGGGAACAUCUGGAGAUUCUACAAAAAGAUGUGGAGAAAGAACGCUCCCUACUGGCGAACGUACCUCCAAAUAUGUAUGAAAGCAACGUCUGUCUGCCGGAAUUAUCUGACUACAUCCCGCCUCCCGCGCACCACUACAACAAUAACAACAAUAAUACAGGCGGCUACACGACCGGAGGGCCUCGCGAAACGAGCACCUACUACACGGAGGCCGGCGGGGGCGCAGCACCCCUCGCGCCCCCCGCCACCUCCCCCCUCGACGAGUACUACCAGCCGGAGUACCCGCCGGCGCCUGCGCAGCCCUACCUCGAGGACUACUAUCACCACGCGCACGCACACACACAGCCGAUACUCACACACGAACACAAAUAUCAGCCGCAUUCAUACACCAAGCCUUAUCCCAGAACCGCCGGUCGGUACGGAGGCGAGGUGUAUGGUGAGGGAUACUCCACGGAGUACGGUGGCUGCGCUGAAUGGGCUGAGUGGCCAGAACAACACGCGCUGCCCCAGGACAAGCUGCCCUACCCCGCCGCCGGACCUUGCUUCACUGGUUCAGGGCCGAUCCAGUUGUGGCAGUUCUUGCUGGAGCUCCUCACUGACAAGAGCUGUCAGGGGUUCAUCUCGUGGACCGGGGAUGGAUGGGAGUUUAAACUCACUGACCCUGAUGAGGUGGCUCGUCGCUGGGGCAUCCGCAAGAACAAGCCCAAGAUGAACUACGAGAAGUUAUCCCGCGGCCUAAGAUACUACUACGACAAGAACAUCAUACACAAGACGGCCGGCAAGCGCUACGUAUACCGCUUCGUCUGCGAUCUGCAGAACUUACUCGGCAUCUCCCCGGAGCAGCUGCACGCGAUGUACGAGCCUAAAACUGAGAAGAAGGACGACGACUGA